This is a messenger RNA of Fraxinus pennsylvanica, 711 nucleotides long. The record is from the annotation of a GenBank genome assembly. Lineage: Eukaryota; Viridiplantae; Streptophyta; Magnoliopsida; Lamiales; Oleaceae.
AUGGCGAAGCACUCACUCGAAGGGGAAGUUGAUCAUGCAAGAAAAAUCUUUGACCAAAUGGGUAGAAGAGACUCAGUUUCUUGGAAUGUAAUGAUCAAGAGCUACAUUGAAAACAAUAGGAUUUUUGAUGCAAGAGAAAUGUUUGAUAAAAUGCCCGUGAAGACCUCAGUCACUUUGAAUACCAUGAUCAUGGGUUAUAUUAAGGCAGGAAAAACACACAUUGCAUUGAAGCUUUUUACAGUGAUGCCUGAUAAAGAUGUCGUCAGCUGGACGGCUAUAGUUACUGGGUUGUGCUGCGCUUCACAGGUUGAUGACGCUUGGCACUUGUUUGAGCAAAUGCCUGAGGCCAAUUCAGUUUCUUGGUCUUCGAUUAUUUCAGGUUUUCAGCAAAAUGGGUUUGUCUGUGAAAGCUUGAAUGUCUUUAAGAAAAUGCUGGUGGAUGGGACUCAACCAAAUUCUCAUUCAUUUACUAGUGCUUUGGCUGCUUGUGCUAAUUUAGCUAUGGUUUCACCAAGUGAGCAAUUUUAUUGUCAGUUGUUUAAGAGGGGCUUUGAGGGGAAUACUUGUAUUGGAAAUUCAGCAAUUUCGAUGUUUAUGAAGUCUGGGGAUGGAAAUCACCAGGAAACAGAUAAAAUUUUCACAAUUAUUGAGUUAUUAGCUGAGGAUACCGAUAGAUGUAGUUUAAGAUUGGAGGGUUUGGACUAUAGCUAG